GUUGUUGUUUUGAUUUUUGUAUAACCUAUAAACCGCUAUUUUCGGUACAUAGAUUCUCUAUUUCCAAAGUGAACUGCUUAGAUUUAACAAGGCUAUCUAAAGAUUUUAGUUAAUAUGGAAGGGGCAUUUAAAGAGAAAUAUUCAUUUAUUGGUGAAUGGUACGAUAAUCAAGCUAGUUUGAUACGACGAUUUAAUGUAUUCUACUACCCAACAGACGAUACAUUAGAAAUGUUUGAUUUAAAAAAUCGAAAGACAUUUGUACGACGAGUUAAAGUGAAUGGCAUUAAUCUUGAGAGUUUUUACAUUGGUAGUACUUUGUACAUACUAGGACGUCUUAUAAAAAUUGUUGAUUUUGCCUGUGAAGAUACAAGAAAUAAGUUACAAAAGGAUAUGCAGGUGACUUUUGCAUUAAUUAAGCCAAUACCCACAAAGACAGCAGGAAAGAUUUUUAAUCACCUUCAUGACCAGGGAUUACGAGUAACAAGGAUGAAGAAAGCACGUCUCACAGCUGAGGACAUACACCAACUGUUCAGAAAAAUGCUUUCUGAUCCAACAUUCCCAUUCUUAUUAGAAUAUCUCACAGGGCAGUUAGCAUAUGGAUUAGAAUUAGUAGGAAAAGGUGCAGUCAGUAUUCUUAUUGAGACUUUAGGAGAUGGAGAUCCAAUGAAAGCUACUGCAGGGACCAUUAGGUCACUGUAUGGCUCUGAUCCAGUAAGGAACUGUAUGCAUGCUGCUGCAAGCCAAGAAGAUGCUGUAGAGGAUAUUGAAUAUUUCUUCCCGCCUCCACCUCUACGAUCUACGCGCCUUCGACUUACGGCUACAUUGUCCAACUGCACUCUUUGCAUAGUAAAGCCGCAUGCCAUUCGCGAGGGCAAACUAGGCGCCACACUAGAAGCCAUUGAUGAGGGUGGUUUUGAAGUCACAGCGAUUAAUAUGUUUAUGGUAGAAAAUAUAAAUGCUGCAGAAUUUUAUGAAGUAUACAAAGGAAUUGUUCCAGAAUAUAAGGGAAUGGUAGAAGAGUUAUCUAGUGGGCCUUGUGUAGCUAUGGAAAUUGUAGCCAAAGAUAAAACUGUCACUACAGCUGUUGAAUUUAGGAAACUAGUUGGACCUUCAGAUCCUGAAAUCGCUCGAUUAUUACGACCACAUACACUCAGAGCAAAGUUGGGUAACACUAAAGUUCAGAAUGCUAUUCAUUGUAGUGACUUAGCGGAAGAUGGACUCCUAGAAGUGGAAUAUUUCUUCAAAAUAUUAGAUUUAUAAACACCAAGGCUG
Molecule: messenger RNA, 1272 nt
Organism: Chilo suppressalis (striped riceborer)
Lineage: Eukaryota; Metazoa; Arthropoda; Insecta; Lepidoptera; Crambidae
Source: the annotation of a GenBank genome assembly